Molecule: messenger RNA, 834 nt
Organism: Serinus canaria (Common canary)
Lineage: Eukaryota; Metazoa; Chordata; Aves; Passeriformes; Fringillidae
Product: glycine-N-acyltransferase-like protein 3
Exons: 5
Coding region: 1-834 (277 amino acids)
Cellular component (GO): mitochondrion
Molecular function (GO): glycine N-acyltransferase activity
Source: RefSeq, a predicted model, not a curated record
AUGCUGAUCCUGAGGUGCCCAGCCCAGCUGCAGCUCCUGGAGGAGACCCUGAGGAAAAGCCUGCCCACCACCUUGCCGGUCUUGGGGACCGUGAUGACAGUGGCCAGGGGGAACCCGGCCUCCCACGAGGUGCUGGUGGACUCCUGGCCCAAUUUCAGCAUUGUCCUGACCCGCCUGCGCCCAGAGGACCACAGGGACCCCAGGGACUACUACACCAACCAGCUGUCUGUGUUCUACCGGGACAAGGGAGCCCUGCAAGCACUGCUGGAGAGCACUGAGGCGGUGACCCGGGGAAGAGCCUUCCAGAUUCUGGGGAUGCAGGAUGGGCUGGACGAGGCCGUGCAGGACGUGGCCAGUGCCAGGGGGCUGAAGGUGGAGACAAUCCGGUACCAGGCACUGAUGAGCCCCGAGCCCCCCCAGCCCCGCAGGCAGAUGCCCCCGGGCCUGCACCUGGUACCUGUGUCCCCAUCCCAUGUCCCGCUGCUCAACGCCACCUGGGCACUGGGGGGCAAUGCCCGCAGCCGGGCGUUCCUGCUGGGGCUGGUGCGGACCCUGCCCUCCGCCUGCGUGCUGGGCCCGCGCGGCCGCCCACUGUCCUGGAGCCUGCUAGACGGGCAGGGCUGCCUGCGCCACGGCUACACAGUGCCCGCCUGGCGCGGGCGCGGCCUCACCGGGCUCCCGCUGGCCGCGCUGGGCCGGGAGCUGCACGCCCGCGGCUUCCCCAUCUACGGCGCCGUGCUGCCCCAAAACACAGCCUCGCUGCACGCCCUGCAAGCCGUCGGCUUCGUGCCCCAGCCUGGAACCUUUCACAUGAUCCUGGGCACCCCGAAGUAG